GCUGCAGGCUCCCCGGAGCCCUGGCUGCCUGGCAGCGUGGUUAAUGAUUGAUUACCCCCCGUGCCCCGUCCUGCGCUGCCCUGCCCGGGGAGCGAGUGCUGGAGCCCAGGGAAGCAGGAGGAUGCUGCUGCUGCUGCUGCUGGCGCUGCUGGGCCCCGCUGGCUGCCCCAGGACAGAGCCCCUGAGCGGCUCCAGCCAGGAGCCGCUGUUCCGCGGCGCCGAUCGCUACGACUUUGCCAUCGUCGUCCCUGCCGGCACCGUGGAGUGUUUCUGGCAGUUCUCACACCAGGGCGGCAACUUCUUCUUCAGCUACGAGGUCCAGCGGGCAACAGGGAUUGGCAACAGCAGGAGCAUCCUGGUCACAGCGAGUGAUCCCAACGGCUUCCAGCUUGGAGUGUCCCAGGACGUGCGAGGACAGAUCAACUUCCUCACCAAGGACACAGGUUUCUACCAGCUCUGCCUGGACAACCAGCAAAACCACUUCGGCCUCAUGCAGGUGUAUCUCAACUUUGGCGUGUACUAUGACGACUUCAACAUGGAACACAAGCAGCCAGCAGAGAGGAAGGAGCUGAACGACACCCUGGAGGCAAUUGGGGUGAGCAUCCAGAGGCUGCAGAUCCACACCUUCCACAUGUGGCGCUUCUACAACUUCGCCCGGAUGCGGAAAGGGGCCGACUCCUUCCUCCUGGAGUCCAACUACAACUACGUCAACUGGUGGUCCCUGGCCCAGAGCUGUGCCAUUGUCCUCUCCGGGGUGCUGCAGCUCUGCUUCCUCAAGCGCCUCUUCCACACACAAACCUCGGGCAGCCACAAGUGCUAGAACAGGGCAGGGACCCCCCUGCAGAGCCUGCCACUGUCCCACCACAGUCAGAGGAAAUGCUGGAUCCUGCUUCCAGGAGGAGGCUGCAGAGUUCCCCCUGCUCCUGCCUCAUCUCUAGCCCUGACACCAUCCUGAGAAAAGUCAAAGGCCACCCUGUCACCUGAGUUCUGUGUGGCUUUGUCACAUUUCUAUGAUUUAAUGGGCUUUUUCUACCAGACUCCCAAUAAAAGAACCCCUGGCAAAGUCUGGGGAGCGACUGCUG
This is a messenger RNA of Cyanistes caeruleus (blue tit), 1082 nucleotides long. It is a transcript of the gene TMED6, whose product is annotated as transmembrane p24 trafficking protein 6. The record is from RefSeq and is a predicted model, not a curated record. Lineage: Eukaryota; Metazoa; Chordata; Aves; Passeriformes; Paridae.